AUGGAAGCUGUACACGUCCAUCAGACGCAGUCUCUCCUAUCCUUCUCCUCCAACAUUUGGUAAUUCGUCUCCUUUAAUCUUCCCAUCUUCUGGUUUUCGCGUCCCCAGGCUGCGGAAGCCGCCUGCUCCAUGAAGCAUUACGCGGACUCAUGUCCAGCGCAUUUCUAGGUUCAUGAAUAUUUUACUCUUGUUUUUACUGUCGGGUAUGCUGGAGGUCCAGACUGGGAAGUGAGGGAAAAUAAAUUGCUCAAUAUUUCAGUGGAUAGACGGUAGAAUGUGUAAAUAUUAAUUUUCCUCAUUGAUUGGUAAAAAAAUUCGAAUACCAUGAUUUAAGAACAGUUUUUUUAUCACUUUUCUUUGGCUUUUUUAUGUUCACCUAAAUUUGGCGGCCAGGAGCAAUUCCUGUAUCUCCUCCCUCAUGAUAUUUUAGUUUCUUGUCUUGAUUUUCUUCCUGUUUUUUCCUUCAAUGAUUCUUUAUCUUAUUGGCUUUCUAGUGUUUAUUUAAUUCACAAUGUUAGACGCUCUAUUGACGGGUUCCUUAUCACCUCUAAACAAGCACGAUAAUGAGAGAGUAUCAUUAUUUAACUAAUCAAUGAGGGUGUAUUAGGAGCAUUCCUGUUCUUAUUUCCUUUUUUUUGGCAGUAAAUCAAAGUUGAUCGGCCAGCAAUAUGUUCCUAGAAUUAAGGUUAGUGGGCGAAUGGAAGUGGUUUGCCUUAGUAUGCUGGCUCCAAGGAAGUUCAUGCAGAAGAGAAGGAAGGCUGAAGUCUUUAAGGACACUGCCGAUGAAGCAGACCAGAGGAACUGGAGGAGGUUAAUGAAGGAGAUUGAUGAGGCAGGUUCAGCGGUCUCGGUUCUCAGAACCCAGCGGAGCAGGGACAAACCCAUCCCAAGAGAUCUUGUGCUUGGUACUCUCAUGAGGUUCAAGCAGAUGAGAAAAUGGAAUCUUGUUAGUGAGGUACUUAUCUCCAGAUGAUUCUCUGAACCGUUACCUCAAUGGUCUCCAAUGUGAAUCAGGGAGCCUCGCCCUCUCAAUGUUCUCCACUGCCCAAUUUUGUCUUCGUUUACUGGCAUUUAUUGACUUAAUAUAUUUUUUUCUGCCUCAUAGAUUCUUGAGUGGCUCAGGAGUCAGCAUUGGUGGAGUUUCAAUGAAAUGGACUACUUGUUACUGAUCACCGCGUAUGGAAAGCUGGGGGAUUUCAAUAGGGCCGAGAGGGUUCUGAAAUACAUGAACAACAAAGGCUACGCACCAAGUGUGAUAUCACACACUGCUGUCAUGGAAGCAUAUGGUAGAGCUGGCCAAUACAACAAGGCUGAAGCAAUAUUUCGGAGAAUGCAAUCGUCAGGGCCUGAACCAUCACCAUUAACGUAUCAAAUAUUGCUGAAAACUUUUGUUCAGGUUUACCUGUUAUUGGCCCUCCUUCCAUACGAUUUUAGGCCAUUAAUUUGUUUAUUAUUUAUUAUUCUCCGAGGAUAUGCAUAUACAUAUAUAUAUAUAUAUAUAUGUCUUGCUAUAUCUGUUGAGGAUCUAUUCUUGAGGUUGUUAACCGACUUGGUCCCUUCCAACAUGCCAAAGCUUUAAGAUUGUGCCUGAAUGGGGUUCAUGUAUGAAAACAUAAGGCCUUCUUUACUAAAUUGGACUUCAGAAAAGUUUGUAAAAAAAUGUAUUAUUUGCUAUUCUUUAUGUAUUUCAUAUUCUCCACAAGAUUAUUUACUAUUUUUUUAUCAAUUUAUCCAGCAUGAUGCAGGUUAUAAGUCAAUGAAAUAUCAAGAAUAAAGUUUAGAAAAAGUGGAUGACUAUUUGCCUCAUCAAGUGAAGAGCGGAGAGUCUGACUUUCAACGUCAUCAGUCUAUGGCUUUUGUCUCUUCUGUGCCAUGUUUCAUAAAUAUUUUUGUAUUUUGUUUGCUCUUUUGACCAUGAACUAUUAAAAACUUUCUACAUUAAGAACUAACUACGCGAAGGAUAGCUGAUGAUGGAGUUUUUAGGAGAUAAUUGCAUAUAUGGUAUUGCAUUGUAUUUAUUGUAGGCUGCAAAUGUCUCUGGAAAGCUGUAACUUACAGCACUGUACUCUGAUAGGGGGACAAAUUUGAGGAAGCUGAAGCCAUCUUCCAGUCACUUCUGAAUGAUGCACGAUCCCCUUUCAAGCCCGACCAGAGGAUGUUUCAUAUGAUGAUCUACAUGCACAAGAAGGCUGGUAACUAUGAUCAAGCCCGUAGAAUAUUCGCGCAGAUGGCUGACAGAGGAAUUCCAAUGUCCACGGUCACUUUUAAUAGUCUUAUGUCCUUUGAGACCAACUACAAGGAGGUGUCAAACAUUUACGACCAGGUACACAAUGGUCUUAUUCAUUAUCUGCCUCUCAAAACUUAGUUAGAUCCUGCACAUAUGAACUUGGCUGCACCCACGCUUUAAAUCAUGAAGAAGCCACUUCAUUUUUGUCUCAACAAGUUUUUAAAAAUUAAUUUUUUAAAAAGGUCUCUUAAGAUUUUCUUCGUCCUACUGAUGCUAAUUGUCUAAUCAUGAAGGGGUCCAUCUUAAACUCUGCGCUCAUUGUUCAGGUUAUGACUCCGUUUUUGUUACUACGUUUCUGUUUAAAAUUAAAUUUCUGUAUUCUUGUCUGAUAUUCGUACCACAGACUCAUAAAGCAUAUACAUGGAACUGUUGGAGUCUGACUAAUUCCUCAUCGAAUAAUUCAUAGAAAUUGAUGCAGAAUGAAAGGAAUGAAGAUGAGAUAAGGGCAAGAUGCAAACCUCAGAAUGGAAUAAAGAAUAUUACUAAAUAAUUAUUUUGUUGUCUGGAUAUAAUUUGUUUUGUUCCCUGAUUAAAUUGGAUACGAAUUGUAAGUUGUCUCUCUAUAGACAGUCAGUCAUCUAUUUCUUGGGAUAAUGAAAUUUUUACCGCUAAGCAGGAUGAAGACUCGUUUUAUUCUUCUAAUCCGCUGUGGUUGUUCUUCAGAUGCAGAGAGCUGGUAUUCAACCUGAUGUGGUGAGCUAUGCGCUGCUCAUUAGUGCAUAUGGGAAGGCCAGGAGGGAAGAUGAAGCAUUGGCAGUCUUUGAGGAGAUGCUAGAUGCUGGUGUCAGGUCUGUCCGGGAUACUGCCCAGUAUUUUCCUUUUUUAAAAAAAAUGUUCUUUAUCUCAUGGCAAGGUUGAUUAUUUUCGCCAACCAUAGAGUUAAUUUUCUUUAUGGGAAGAGUGAUGAUAUAUUUCUGGUUUGUGGUCAUCAAUCGCUCAUGAAAAGUAAGUGUUGAGAUAUGAAGGAUAGAUUCCGUGUAUAUGAAAUAAUUUCGGGGAUAUAUAUAUAUAUAUUUCCUUUUCUUUUUCUCCGAUAAUUAUCUCUUGAAGGAGAGUAAUGUGCAAGAGUAGAAUAAUUAUCUCUUGAUUCUCAAGUUAGACCGACUUCAAAAUACUCACAGGGACAGAAAAUCAACCUAAAUAUAGGUUUUUUUUGUUAUGUGCAAGACUAUAGAAUAAAUUUCAGCAGAUUUCAGCAGAUUCCUUGUACUCGCGUUGAUUAGUUGUGUUUAGUGCAUGGGGAGUUCUUGGUUCAAAAAGAACUCAUUGCUUCUAUUUUUUACGAUCAAUAAACACGGGUCAUGUUUCAUAGAUCCAUGAUGAAACAGGCAGAACACCAGCUUAUAUCCUCUAUAUACGAAUUUUGACGCGAAGUAAAACCAUGAUUUGCAGGCCCACGAGGAAGGCCUACAACAUCCUGCUCGAUGCCUUUGCGAUCUCUGGCAUGGUCGAUGAGGCUCGGACGGUCUUCAGGAGCAUGAGGAGGGACAGGUGGGCCCUCAUCCUCCUCCCCCUACUGGGUAUAUUUUUGUGGGGUAGCAGCUUUCUAAUGGCGUCCUCCUCCUCCUUCCAGGUGUAUGCCAGAUCUCUGCUCCUACGCCACAAUGCUCUCUGCGUAUGUGAACGCAUCAGACAUGGAUGGAGCGGAGAAGUUCUUCCAGCGGCUGAAGCUGGACGGGUUCCAGCCGAACGUCGUGAUCUACGGGACGAUGAUGAAAGGGUACGCGAAGGUCAACAAUCUGGAGAAGCUGAUGGAGACGUACGAGGCGAUGCGGAUGGGAGGGAUCGAGGGCAACCAGACGAUCUUCACCACCAUCAUGGAUGCCCACGGCAAGAGCUCGGACUUUGGGAGCGGCGUGGUCUGGUUCAAGGAGAUGGCCGCCAGAGGCUUCCCCCCCGACCAGAAGGCGAAGAACAUCCUCCUCUCCCUCGCCCAGACCCCCGAGGAGCGGAGAGAGGCCGGCGAGCUGGCGGGCUUCCCAGUGGAUGAUAUCGCUGCCAUGGAGACGCCCGACUUCGACGACGGCGACGACGACACCCGGCGGCAACUCGCCGGGGGAGCAGCAGCAGCCAGUGGCGGCAGUCUCUUCGAGGAGGCUGACAGCGAGGAAGAGGACGACGAGGAAAGCGCCGGUUCGUGA
Messenger RNA from Spirodela intermedia, 4428 nucleotides. NCBI's taxonomy places the organism in Eukaryota, Viridiplantae, Streptophyta, Magnoliopsida, Alismatales, Araceae. The record is from the annotation of a GenBank genome assembly.